Molecule: messenger RNA, 192 nt
Organism: Westerdykella ornata
Lineage: Eukaryota; Fungi; Ascomycota; Dothideomycetes; Pleosporales; Sporormiaceae
Exons: 2
Coding region: 1-192 (63 amino acids)
Source: RefSeq, a predicted model, not a curated record
AUGUCUGACGCGAAGGAAGGGACUCCAAAUAGCGUUGGUAUAGGCUACUUUCUCAUGCAGCCUAAGAUGGAACAUGACCAUUGUCAGAUAUAUGCGGCUAGGGCGUUCUAUUGCGAUUCGAGGCACAAAGCACCCUGUCUCCUCUACUACAUCCAGGACAAAUGGUUCGACGAAGUGCCUCACAUUCGGUGA